AUGGCCAGAUAUCCUUCCUUCGAAGUCCCGCCAUCGCCGCCAAAGACGUAUCCAGACCCUGAUCACUUUAAGAACCAUCAAGUCUCAGCGGCUUACCCUGCCCGUCAGCUACUAAAACUCACAGAAACGGUCGUUCCUGUUUUGCACAACUAUCUAAGCCCAGAUGCAGCUAUAGAUCCAAGCAUCUUUCAGGACUACAUAAAGCUUCUAUCAUCUUCGUUGCCGAACAAAUACUUUAUCGAAGUUCCUCGAGGCCUUUCGUCCAGACCAAACGUGGCAGAAUCCAUUACACAACAGCGUGUCGAUGAUACCAUAUUGUGGCCUGUGUACAUGAAUGGCGAGCACAGUCUUGCUUUAAUAUAUCCAGAUGCCAUUCACUGGCUCUCGUGGAGUGACCAUGCAGUUCCCGACGAAGUCAUAGGCUCUGCGAAGACGCUUCGAAGGCGAUCACUUCCCCUCAUAAAGCUGCAGUCUCAGGCGGUCGAGCAAAAUAGCUCUGGUUGGUUGGUUUUACAUGCAAUGCAACGAAUCCUGGCUGGUCGUCCCGUCGUGGACUUUUCAGACCUCACAGCACCACUGCGGGAAGCAGCGCUAACCCAUUUUAAGUGUGAGGUUCUGGCAGCGACCAGAGCUAAGACACUAAAACCAAACGAGGAAUAUUACGCGAACUUGGUAUCUGACGCUGAUCAAACACAGUUUUUUGAAGAUGCCAUCUGCGCCAUGGAUGACAUGUUCGUGACUGAUCAUAACAUCAUCGAGCCAGCCAGCGGCCACAUGGAAAAUCCCCUUGUAGUCGCACAAGAUGCCUCGGGAAACCGCCAUGGCGCUCCUUUAGUUGUACAGGAAGACUCUUCUCCCGGCUCGAGCAAAGGCGCCCCGGAAAGCCAAUCUCGCCGCCGCAGAUCACGCCCAGCGGCUGUAACAUUGGACUACAGAAGGAUUAUUUUAAGCAACAUUAGCAAAGCGGUGCGGUGCUACCGAUCCACACAUCUCGACCCUGAAAUGAGCGUUCCAGUUCUGUGGUCUAUAUUGGAAAGAGGUCCGCUUGAUUCUGCAUUUCUCCGCCGCUAUACCCUGAUAUUGUUCUACAUGAAAAUAAAAACACUUGACGAUGUCGGUAUCAAGGAGGAGCUGGCCACGGCUGGGACUCGGAGAUUUUCCAUCAAAGAGAACAGCUUUUUGCACAAGAUGAGAAGGAAACAAGAAGAAGGAAAAGCAUGGUCUGAUCUGUGCGACCUGAAGAGGGAGUGGGGCCAAGACAAGUACACACUUCUGUCUGCGGUACCCGAAGACACUCGUGAAGCGCCGAUACAGGAGAUGGACAAGGAGCUUCAAUCGGAAAACUCAGUAUUGCUGCGAAGCCUAAACGAUGCCCGAAGUCUCUGUGCGGCAUUGCUUGGUAAAUGCCUACCCAACCGUCUUUUGAUCGACAACUACAUCUAUAAAGACAGUCGGCUUAGCGAUGAUGAGAUUAGGGUAUCUUUCGGGGCGUUUUUAAGUCUCAACCCAAGGCAGCCGGUGCAAAUUCCCAGGUGCUAA
Molecule: messenger RNA, 1539 nt
Organism: Pyricularia pennisetigena
Lineage: Eukaryota; Fungi; Ascomycota; Sordariomycetes; Magnaporthales; Pyriculariaceae
Exons: 2
Coding region: 1-1539 (512 amino acids)
Source: RefSeq, a predicted model, not a curated record